Molecule: messenger RNA, 1659 nt
Organism: Eucalyptus grandis
Lineage: Eukaryota; Viridiplantae; Streptophyta; Magnoliopsida; Myrtales; Myrtaceae
Product: D-glycerate 3-kinase, chloroplastic
Exons: 12
Coding region: 114-1412 (432 amino acids)
Biological process (GO): photorespiration
Cellular component (GO): cytoplasm
Source: RefSeq, a predicted model, not a curated record
GCUAAUUGGGCCUCCAUUCCCAUCGCUUUAUCUCUCCACUCUCUUCCUUCCUUCCUUCUUCUCCUCCGACGCCGAGAAAGAAGAGAGAGAGAGAGAGAGAGAGAGAGGGAGAGAUGGCGGUUCUGAGCGUGCUCUCCCCGCUGUCAACGGCCUCCUCGCUCUCCGCGACCUCAUCAUCUGCUCCCGGCGAUGGUGCUUCCAGUUCCAGGCCGCACCCGAUCGAUCUCGCUUCGUCCGGUCGUCUCUCCAAGCUCUCCCCCUCUCUCUCCGCCCACUCAGGAGGAGCUCUUCCUGCUACGAACGGAUGCUCGUGGAUGCAGGGCUCUUCCAUUUAUCACCAGACUGACGGCAACAGAUGGAGGCUGAAACCGGUUCGCUCGAUAUUCCCCACCAAGCCCGCCCAAGUUUCCUCUGUGCAGGACCUUUUCGAUUUCAUUUGCUCAGGUCCUCUCUUUGACAAGUUGGGCCUGAACCCAGAAAAGGUGGCCGAGUCCGUCGAUAAGUGGUUGGCUUAUGGCUUGCACCUCUGUCGGUUGUUUCAGCUCAAUGACCUCUACCUCACAGUUCCCGAAAAGGCUAGGCUUUAUCACUACUAUAUUCCCGUCUUUUUGUGGUGUGAAGAUCAGAUUUCUCAGCACUUCUCCAAGUUCAAGGAAGGAGAAGAUGUCCCACCUCUUGUGAUUGGUUUUAGUGCUCCCCAAGGUUGUGGCAAGACAACACUAGUUUUUGCCCUUAACUAUCUUUUCAAAGUCACUGGCAGGAAAUGUGCAACGUUAUCGAUAGAUGAUUUUUACUUGACGGCAGAGGGUCAGGCUAAACUGAGAGAAGAAAAUCCAGAGAAUGCGCUUUUAAAGCUGCGUGGAAAUGCAGGAAGCCAUGAUCUUCAAUUCUCUGUCGAAACACUCACUGCUGUGACCAAUUUGACUAAGGAAGGCAUGAAGAUGAAGCUACCUCGAUAUGAUAAAUCUGCUUACAAUGGAAAGGGUGACAGAGCUGAUCCAUCUACUUGGCCAGAAGUUGAAGGGCCAUUAACGGCUGUUUUGUUUGAAGGUUGGAUGCUUGGAUUCAAACCCUUGCCAGUAGAUGUAGUCAAAGCUGUUGAUCCACAGCUGGAGAUUGUAAACAAGAAUCUUGAAGCUUAUUACGAUGCAUGGGACAAAUUCGUUAAGGCAUGGAUAGUCAUCAAGAUUCAGGACCCCAGUUGUGUCUACCAAUGGCGCUUGCAGGCAGAAAUCGCCAUGAGAGAGGCUGGAAAUCCUGGGAUGUCUGAUGAGGAGGUUGAAGAUUUUGUCUCCCGUUACCUCCCAGCAUACAAUGCUUAUCUCCCGACACUCUACUCUGAAGGACCAAAUGGGUCAGACCCUGAGCAUCUCCUUGUUAUCGAAAUUGAUGAAGGGAGAAACCCAUUAUAGGUAGCUAGGUGACUCAGACUUUCACCGAGUCUUUUGAAGAAAUUCUUCUUCUUCUUCUUCUUCUUCUUCUUCUUCUUUUUAAUUAUUGUUAUUAUCUUAGAUGUUGGGCCCUGUUGCAUGGUCAGUUUUGUUUUCACAUCAUGCCAUCUCCUGUUGUUAGUCAUUGUAAAUUGUAUAUUCUGUAUGAAAUUUCGACGUGUAAAUAAACUGUCUUUCAGCUCCAGAUACAUCGGCAGCUUAUCAGGAA